Molecule: messenger RNA, 2467 nt
Organism: Marmota flaviventris (yellow-bellied marmot)
Lineage: Eukaryota; Metazoa; Chordata; Mammalia; Rodentia; Sciuridae
Gene: Tsnaxip1
Product: translin associated factor X interacting protein 1
Cellular component (GO): cytoplasm
Source: RefSeq, a predicted model, not a curated record
CCCCUGUGGUCUCUGCUUAUCUCCCUGACUCAGUUCUGUCGCUAAUGUCAAACUUGCUGUACUGACUGUCUCCCAGGGCACCCUGUGCCCAGGUCGAGUCCACCCUACCUUCUUGAUCUUCCUCCCAGCCCGCGGUCGCUGGACUGGGGGCGUGGCAGAGGCCGGAUCCCGCCCUCACCGCAGGGCUGCUGGGGCCUGGUCUCCAUGGCAACAAGCUGUACACUCCCGCAGCUUCCCGGGCUGUGGGUGCUGGCCACACGCCUGCCGGAGGGUCAUGGCCUCCCUGCCGUCGCAGCGCUACAACUUCUCCAAGUCGAGAACACACCCACAGUCUUCAGGAAUGAAGAUAGAUGACUGUCUCCGAGAACCCAAAAGCACCCAGAAGUGCAAGCUUUCUCAGAAACGAAAGACACUGACCUUUCAGUUAUCUAUGGGUGGCCACCUGUCCCCAUGGCCCACAUACAACAGUGGUCAGACUAUUCUACAAAAUCGAAAACCCUGUUCAGAUGACUCCUGGAAGCAAGUCGGUAGCUUGAAGCAGUAUCCCAUGAGCACUGCCAAGCCAAGAUACCUGGAGCAACUAGAGAACUACCUACGCAAGGAGCUCCUUCUGUUGGACUUGGGCAAGGAUUCUACCCAGGAACUGAGACUGCAGCCUUACAGAGAGAUCUUUGAGUUCUUCAUAGAGGAUUUCAAAACAUAUAAACCAUUGCUAUCCUCCAUCAAGAAUGCAUAUGAGGUGAUGCUGGCCCACCAAAGGGAGAAGAUUCGUGCCCUGGAGCCACUGAAGGCCAAGCUUGUCACUCUGAACGAGGAUUGCAAUGAAAGAAUCAUGGCUAUGAGGGCUGAGGAGAGGUAUGAAAUCUCCAUGCUCAAGAAAGAGAAGAUGAAUUUGUUAAAACUCAUUGACAAAAAGAAUGAAGAGAAGAUCUCAUUGCAGACAGAGGUGUCCAAACUGAGGAAGAACUUGGCUGAGGAGUACCUGCACUACCUCAGCGAGCGAGAUGCCCGCAAGAUCCUCAUUGGAGAUCUGAAUGAGCUUCGGUACCAGCGGGAGGACAUGUCACUAGCCCAGUCCCCAGGUGUCUGGGGGGAGGACCCCGUAAAGCUAACCCUGGCUCUGAAGAUGACCCGGCAAGAUCUGACCCGCACACAGAUGGAACUCAACACCAUGAAGGCCAACUUUGGAGAUGUGGUACCCAGGAGAGACUUUGAAAUGCAGGAAAAGAUUAACAAGGAUCUUCAAGAGCAGCUGGACAGUCUGCGAGCUGAUUAUGAAGAGGUCUGCAAGGAGCAUGAUUCACUGCUACAGAUGCACAUGAGCACACUGAAGGAACGAGACCAGUUCUUUUCUGAGCUGCAGGAGAUCCAGCGUACGUCCACACCACGACCUAACUGGACCAAGUGUGAAGAUGUGGUGGCUGGAGGCCAAGAACGCUGGCAUAUGCUGGCAGCAGACAAGAACAGUGACCAGCUGGUUGAUGUGCUACUGGAGGAGAUUGGCGAAGGCCUGCUCCGGGAGAAAGACUCCUUUCCUGGUCUGGGUUAUGGGGAAACCAUCCCCACUUUCCUUCGGUUUGAUGGCCCUGUGGAGAACAAGAAACCAAGCAAGAAGGAAGUGGUAAACAUCCUUAAGGAUGUCUGGAAGGAACAUCUGGCACAGGAACAGAAAGAAAAGUUUCCAGAUUUCUUCUUCAAUUUCUUGGAGCGUCGCUUUGGGCCCAGUGAUGCCAUAGCCUGGGCUUAUACCAUUUUUGAGAAUAUCAAGCUCUUCCACACCAAUGAAGUCAUGAGUCAAUUCUAUGCAGUUCUAAUGGGAAAGAGGACAGAGAGUGUGUAUAUCAACCAGAAGGAAACAGUAGCCCAGCUGCAAAAAGAGAUGACCAAUGCUGACAGUCAGAACGAGGGACUACUAAGCAUGGAGCAGUUCAGCAACAUCCUUAAGAGCACUUUCCCCCUCAAGAAGGAAGAGCAAAUUCAGGAGCUGAUGGAGGCAGGGGGCUGGCAUCCCAACAGCAACAGUUCAGACUUGUUCAACUACCGCUCAUUGUUUAUGGAGAAUGAGGAGGGCCAGAGUGAUCCCUUUGUGCAAAAGCUGUGGCAACAGUAUGUGAUUGAGAAGGAUGAGUACCUACGUGAACUAAAGCAGGAGCUGGGCCUGGAACUCCAUAAUGAGGUGACCCUAUCCAAGAUGCGUAGGGCCUUGAUGAACAUUGAUCCCAACCUGGACAAGCAGACUUUGAGCACCUACCUGAGCCAGGCAUUUCAGCUCCCCAUAUCAGAACUUCCAGAGGAAGGCAACGAGGUGGAGGAGGGCACCAAACUAUGUCUCAGGCUUGCACUGGAACAGCUUCAGAUGGCUGAUGUCAAGCGCAUAGGGCCUCGGGACAUAGAGCCUACAAGCUAGGACCAUCAUGGAUCGGAUGAGAGCUUCAGUGCUGCUAAUACAAUGUUUAGUACUAAACUG